Molecule: messenger RNA, 219 nt
Organism: Plasmopara halstedii
Lineage: Eukaryota; Oomycota; Peronosporomycetes; Peronosporales; Peronosporaceae
Exons: 3
Coding region: 1-219 (72 amino acids)
Source: RefSeq, a predicted model, not a curated record
AUGGUGCUCGACCAAAUCUUCCACAUUUUGCUUCUUACAGCUUGUAAAGCUGUAUUUUGUACAUCCUCAGAUGUUUUAUCAACAUUAAAUGAAACAGAUGCUACAUCGGUACGAAUGCAAAGUGACAUGUCACUUCAAUUGAAAGACAAUCAUUCAUUUCAAUUAACUCCCGAAUCUCGGCCGUUAAUUACUCGUGUAUCAAGUGAUCAUCAACAGUAG